AUGCACCAUGUACGUCUCCGCAUGCGAAGCUGUGAGGCACUUCUCACCGAUCCCUCGAUACCAGACCAAGCUAUAAGCCUCCCGCUUCUCAAGUCCUUCAUCUACACCUGUACCCGACCUCCCGGCAUGCCCUUGCCUACAUGCCGCUGUCCAGACCUACGUCCCAUAACGCACGACCACCACGACCUCCUCUGGACCACCGUCACCCGUAAUCUGCAAAGACUCGUCGCAACCCCCAACGCCGCCCCCACCAACGCGCAAAUUUACUCCUUCACAACAACUGAUAGAAACGACAACGAUCUUUCUCUCUGGCAAGCGCACAUCACGGCCGACAUGCGUGAACAAACUAGUCUCGCCCUCCCCCACCGCGCCGUCUGGAUGGAAGCCCUGACACGCGGCUCGUGUGUGCUGCGGCUCCCCAACGCAGAAAUCAUGAGCGUGCCGGCGGAUAUCGAGGCCAUUGCUGAAGGCCAGCUGUGGCGCGAAGUGCGCGGGGGUGUGAGACUGCCGGCGGCGGUGUUGACGGAUGCACACGCGGGGAGGGCGAGUUUUACAGUUGGAUGUGAGGAAAACCCGCUGGCGUAUCUGAAGACUAGUGUGCAGUGGAGAGAAGAGAAUCAGUGGAAGAAGUUGAGGACGUGGGCCAAUGAAGAGAGAAUGGAGGUUAGGCUGGUGGGUGCGGAAGUUAGGAAGGGGAAGGACGAGUAUCUCUCGUUGGAGAUUGUGAGGGAGAUCACGCCAGAUGGGUGGAGGAGGGUAGGCAUGAACGAUGUGUUGGAGGAGAUUGGAACUUGA
Molecule: messenger RNA, 795 nt
Organism: Didymella exigua CBS 183.55
Lineage: Eukaryota; Fungi; Ascomycota; Dothideomycetes; Pleosporales; Didymellaceae
Exons: 2
Coding region: 1-795 (264 amino acids)
Source: RefSeq, a predicted model, not a curated record